CAACUGGCAAGCAAGCAAGCAAGCAGGCACGAAUUCACGAUUGCCGUAGUGUGACAGUGUUUGUGGCGAGUGAAAGACAUUUAAGGGGAAUAAUAAUAUUAUUUUUUUUUUUUUUUUACAUGUGCAGUUUUAACUUUACUCAAAUAUAAUACUUGAAACCAAAAAAAAAAAAAAAAAAAAAUUACAUUUUCAUAUAAAUUAUAUAUAUAAUCAUUAUAUAUAUUUUUUUGUUUGUUUGUUUGUUUGAUAAAUAAAAUAAAUUAAAAAAAGUAUUAAAUUUAAAAACAACAAACUAUAAACAAGAGGAUAAAAUACAACGAAAAAAAAAAAAAACAAUAAAAAUUCGUCUUGGCGUUGAAUUGAAGGCGUGUGGUGCGCUUGCAAGAUAGAAAAUUUAAAAAAAAAAAAAUACAUACACAACUACAUACAUAUAUUUAACAUUUAAUUUAUUUAUUAUUUUUUUUUUUUUUAAAUUUUAUCAUUGUAAAAAAAAGGAGUAAAUAAAAGUCGUUGUACUUCGAACGCAUUGUGUACGCGUUAAAUAAAAAUGGCGGACGGUGAACAGAGGGUAGACCGGUCAGAUCCGGAGCUACGUUAUUUAUCUGUCGACAGGAAUAAUAUAAAUGAUCCAGCAGCACAAGCAGAAUGGACACAAAAAAAAUUAGUAUGGGUACCACAUGAAAAUCAAGGUUUUGUUGCUGCUGGUAUUAAAGGAGAACGUGGAGAUGAAGUUGAAGUUGAAUAUGCUGAAACUGGUAAACGUGUACUCGUUGCCAAGGAUGAUAUACAAAAAAUGAAUCCACCAAAAUUCGACAAGGUUGAGGAUAUGGCAGAAUUGACGUGUCUCAAUGAAGCGUCUGUACUACAUAACCUCAAAGAUCGUUACUAUUCUGGACUUAUUUAUACUUAUUCUGGUCUGUUUUGUGUUGUUGUCAAUCCAUACAAGAGAUUGCCAAUUUAUACAGAAAAGAUUAUGGAAAGAUAUAAGGGCAUCAAAAGACACGAAGUACCACCUCAUGUUUUUGCAAUUACUGACACUGCCUACCGGUCCAUGUUACAAGAUCGUGAGGAUCAGUCAAUUCUUUGUACUGGUGAAUCUGGUGCUGGAAAAACAGAAAAUACUAAAAAAGUUAUUCAAUAUUUGGCCUAUGUUGCUGCAUCAAAACCCAAAUCAAAUGCUACCCCAAGUCCAGCAUUAAUAAUAGGGACUGGGAGUACAACGGAGAAAUUCGCGGGUGAAUUGGAACAACAGUUACUUCAAGCCAAUCCAAUAUUGGAAGCCUUCGGUAAUGCAAAAACUGUAAAGAAUGACAAUUCUUCGAGAUUUGGUAAAUUUAUAAGAAUAAAUUUUGAUGCAUCUGGAUAUAUUGCUGGUGCAAAUAUUGAAACAUAUUUACUUGAAAAAUCACGAGCAAUUAGACAAGCAAAAGAUGAAAGAACAUUUCAUAUAUUUUAUCAGUUACUUGCUGGUGCAUCACCAGAACAAAAAAAAGAAUUUAUACUAGAAGAUCCAAAAUUAUAUCCAUUUUUAUCAAGUGGUAAUUUGCCAGUAUCUGGUGUUGAUGAUGCUGCUGAAUUUGCAUCAACAGUUAAAUCAAUGAAUAUAAUGGGAAUGACAAAUGAAGAUUUUUCAUCAAUAUUUCGUAUUGUAUCAGCAGUUAUGUUAUUUGGUUCAAUGCAAUUUAGACAAGAAAGAAAUUCUGAUCAAGCAACAUUACCAGAUAAUACUGUUGCACAAAAAAUAUCACAUUUAUUGGGUUUAAGUGUAACUGAAAUGACAAAAGCAUUUUUAAAACCAAGAAUUAAAGUUGGACGUGAUUUUGUAACAAAAGCACAAACAAAAGAACAAGUUGAAUUUGCUGUUGAGGCAAUAUCAAAAGCAUGCUAUGAAAGAAUGUUUCGUUGGUUAGUUAAUAGAGUUAAUAGAUCACUUGAUAGAACUAAAAGACAAGGUGCAAGUUUUAUUGGUAUAUUAGAUAUGGCUGGUUUUGAAAUAUUUGAAUUAAAUUCAUUUGAACAAUUAUGUAUUAAUUAUACAAAUGAAAAAUUACAACAAUUAUUUAAUCAUACAAUGUUUAUAUUAGAACAAGAAGAAUAUCAACGUGAAGGUAUUGAAUGGAAAUUUAUUGAUUUUGGUUUAGAUUUACAGCCAACAAUUGAUCUUAUUGAUAAACCAAUGGGUAUUAUGGCAUUACUUGAUGAAGAAUGUUGGUUUCCAAAAGCAACAGAUAAAACAUUUGUUGAAAAACUUGUUGGUGCACAUAGUGUACAUCCAAAAUUUAUGAAAACAGAUUUUCGUGGUGUUGCUGAUUUUGCUAUUAUUCAUUAUGCUGGUAAAGUUGAUUAUUCAGCAGCAAAAUGGCUUAUGAAAAAUAUGGAUCCACUUAAUGAAAAUAUUGUUAGUUUAUUACAAGCAUCACAAGAUCCAUUUGUAUGUCAUAUAUGGAAAGAUGCUGAAAUUGUUGGUAUGGCACAACAAGCAUUAACAGAUACACAAUUUGGUGCUAGAACAAGAAAAGGUAUGUUUCGUACUGUAUCACAAUUAUAUAAAGAACAACUUGCUAAACUUAUGGUUACACUUAAAAAUACAAAUCCAAAUUUUGUACGUUGUAUUAUACCAAAUCAUGAAAAAAGAGCUGGUAAAAUUGAUGCACCACUUGUACUUGAUCAAUUACGUUGUAAUGGUGUACUUGAAGGUAUACGUAUAUGUCGUCAAGGUUUUCCAAAUCGUAUACCAUUCCAAGAAUUUCGUCAACGUUAUGAAUUAUUAACACCAAAUGUCAUACCAAAAGGUUUUAUGGAUGGUAAAAAAGCAUGUGAAAAAAUGAUACAAGCACUUGAAUUAGAUCCAAAUUUAUAUCGUGUUGGACAAUCGAAAAUAUUCUUUAGAGCUGGUGUAUUGGCACAUCUUGAAGAGGAACGUGAUUAUAAAAUAACUGAUCUUAUUGUUAAUUUUCAAGCAUUUUGUCGUGGUUUUUUGGCACGUCGUAAUUAUCAAAAACGUUUACAACAAUUAAAUGCAAUACGUAUUAUACAACGUAAUUGUGCUGCAUAUUUAAAAUUACGUAAUUGGCAAUGGUGGAGAUUAUAUACAAAAGUUAAACCUCUACUUGAAGUUACAAAACAAGAAGAAAAAUUAACACAAAAAGAAGAUGAAUUAAAACAAGUUAGAGAUAAAUUAGAAUCACAAUUACAUUCAGCACAAGAAUAUGAAAGAAAAUAUCAAUUGGCAAUUGAAGAAAAAACAAUUUUAGCUGAACAAUUACAAGCUGAAGUUGAAUUAUGUGCUGAAGCUGAAGAAAUGCGUGCAAGAUUAGCAGCAAGAAAACAAGAAUUAGAAGAAAUAUUACAUGAUUUAGAAGCACGUAUUGAAGAAGAAGAAGAAAGAAGUACAAGUUUAACACAAGAAAAAAAAAAAUUACAAUUAAAUAUUAGUGAUUUAGAAGAACAACUUGAAGAAGAAGAAGCAUCAAGACAAAAAUUACAACUUGAAAAAGUACAAUGUGAUGGUAAAUUAAAAAAAUUAGAAGAAGAUUUAGCACUUGCUGAUGAUACUAAUCAAAAGCUAUUAAAAGAAAAAAAAUUAUUAGAAGAAAGAGCUAAUGAUUUAUCACAAACACUUGCUGAAGAAGAAGAAAAAGCUAAACAUUUAGCUAAAUUAAAAGCUAAACAUGAAGCAACAAUUGCUGAUCUUGAAGAAAAAUUAUUAAAAGAUCAUCAACAAAGACAAGAAGUUGAUAGAUCAAAAAGAAAAGUUGAAACUGAAGUAUCUGAUCUUAAAGAUCAAUUAGCUGAACGUAAAACACAAGUUGAAGAAUUACAAUUACAACUUGGUAAACGUGAAGAAGAAUUAAAUCAAGUUAUGUUAAAAAUUGAUGAAGAAGCUGCUGCUAAAGCACAAGCACAAAAAGCAUUACGUGAAUAUGAAUCACAACUUGCUGAAUUACAAGAAGAUCUUGAAGCUGAAAAAAUUGCACGUAGUAAAGCUGAAAAAUUAAAACGUGAUUUAAAUGAAGAAUUAGAAGCAUUAAAAAAUGAAUUACUUGAUUCACUUGAUACAACAGCAGCACAACAAGAAUUACGAUCAAAACGUGAACAAGAACUUGCAACAUUAAAAAAAAAUCUUGAAGAUGAAACAUCUGGUCAUGAAGCAACAAUAUCUGAUAUGCGUCAUAAACAUACACAAGAAUUAACUGGUAUGAAUGAACAAAUGGAUGCAUUAAAAAAAAAUAAAGCAGCACUUGAAAAAACAAAAUCAACAUUAGAAGCUGAAAAUGCUGAUUUAGCAACUGAAUUACGUUCAAUUGGUGCAAGUAGACAAGAAUCAGAUCGUCGACGUAAACAAGCUGAACAACAAUUAGUUGAAUUAAAUGCAAAAUUAACUGAAAUUGAAAGAUCAAAACAAGAAUUAGCUGAAAGAGUUACAAAAUUACAACUUGAAGCUGAAACAGUAUCACAACAAUUAGAAGCAUCUGAAUUAAAAGCAUCAGCAGCUGUUAAAGCAUCAACAGCAUGUGAAUCACAAUUUACUGAAAUGCAACAACAGCUAGAAGAAGAAACAAGACAAAAAUUAGCAUUGAGCUCAAAAUUACGUGCUAUUGAAAGUGAAAAAGAAAGUCUUCAUGAUCAAUUGGAAGAAGAAGAAGAAGCAAAACGUGCAUUAGAUAAACAAGUACAAGCAUUAACAUUACAAUUAAUUGAUGCUAAAAAACGUGGUGAUGAAGAGGCUGAUGCAGCAAUUGUACUUGAAGAAGCACGUAAACGUUGUAUGAAAGAUAUUGAAGCAUUACAACGACAAGUUGAAGAAUUACAAGCAGCAAAUGAUAAAUUAGAUAAAUCAAAACGUAAAAUACAAGCUGAAUUAGAAGAUGGUACAAUUGAACUUGAAGUACAAAGAGCUAAAGUUAUUGAGCUUGAAAAAAAACAAAAAAAUUUUGAUAAAGUACUUGCUGAAGAAAAAGCUGUAUCUGAACAAUUUGCUGAACAAAGAGAUUCUGCUGAACGUGAAGCACGUGAAAAAGAAACACGUGUAUUAUCAUUAACACGUGAAUUAGAUGAACUUAAUGAAAAAGUUGAAGAACUUGAACGUGGACGUCGUACAUUACAAUCAGAACUUGAUGAACUUGUUAAUAAUCAAGGUACAGCUGAUAAAAAUGUACAUGAAUUAGAAAAAGCUAAACGUGCACUUGAAUCACAAUAUGCUGAAAAAUGUUCACAAGUUGAAGAACUUGAAGAUGAAUUACAAUUUACUGAAGAUGCAAAAUUACGUCUUGAAGUUAAUAUGCAAGCAUUAAGAGCACAAUUUGAGCGUGAUUUACAAGCUAAAGAAGAACAAGCUGAAGAAAAACGUCGUGGUCUUGUUAAACAAUUACGUGAUUUUGAAGCUGAACUUGAAGAUGAAAGAAAACAACGUGCUGCUGCAAUUGCUGCACGUAAAAAAUUAGAAGCUGAUUAUAAAGAUCUUGAACAACAAUUAGAAAUGCAUAAUAAAGUUAAAGAAGAUGCAUUAAAACAAUUAAAAAAAUUACAAACACAAAUGAAAGAUGGUUCACGUGAAGCUGAAGAAGCACGUGUUGCACGUGAUGAACUUAUUAUUAUUGCUAAAGAAGCUGAAAAAAAAGCUAAAAAUCUUGAAGCUGAUUUAUUACAAUUAACUGAAGAUUUAGCAGCAAGUGAACGUGCAAGACGUGUUGCUGAAAAUGAACGUGAUGAAUUACAAGAAGAAGUUAAUAAUAAUGCAAAUAAAGGUACACUUAUGCUUGAUGAAAAACGUCGUUUAGAAGCUAGAAUAGCAACACUUGAAGAAGAAUUAGAAGAAGAACAAUCAAAUAGUGAAAUAAUUGCUGAUCGUUCAAGAAAAGGACAAAUAUUAAUUGAACAAAUGACAACUGAUUUAACAACUGAACGUUCAUCAUCACAAAAAAUUGAAUCACAAAGAUUAUUACUUGAACGACAAAAUAAAGAAUUAAAAGCUAAACUUGCUGAACUUGAAACAGCACAACGUGCUAAAACAAAAGCAACAAUACAAGCACUUGAAUCUAAAAUAAGUAAUCUUGAUGAACAACUUGAAACUGAAGCUAAAGAACGUUUUGCACAACAAAAAGUUAAUCGUAAAUUGGAUAAAAAAUUAAAAGAAAUGAAUUUACAAUUGGAAGAUGAAAGAAGAAAUUCAGAUCAAUUUAAAGAACAAGUUGAAAAAGCUAAUUUACGAGUUAAAACACUUAAAAGACAAUUGGAUGAAACUGAAGAAGAACUUGACAGGCUCAAGGGAUUAAAAAGAAAAGAUCAAAGAAGAAUUGAUGAAAUGGCUGAAACACAAGAAAAUUUAAAUCGUGAAGUUGCUAAUCUUAAAAAUAAACUUCGUCGUGGUGGUGUACCAAUUGGUUUGAGUUCAACAAGAAUAACUAAACGUGGAUCUGCACAAGCUGGUGGUUCUGGUGAUGAUUCAACAACUCAAGAUGAAAGUAUCGAUGGUGAAGAAUCUAUUAAUUAAUAAUCAUUUAUCAAUUAAAUUACACAUUUGCAGUUUAAAAAAAAAUCUAAAAUUAAAAUAAACAAAAAAAAAAUAAUAAUAAUAAAAUUAAAAACAAACAAACAUUUAAAAAAAUAUUUAAAAUAAUGCAUAAUAAAAUUAAAAGAAGAAAAAAAAAAAAAACAACAAAUAUUUAAAGUGAGAAACUAGAUUUUUAAUUGCAUGCAAAUAAGCAUCAAUGAAUAACGCCACAUUAUAUCAUAGAAAGCAAUUUAUUUCUCUAUUAUUAUUACUAUUAUUAUUAUAAUUAUUAUUAUUAUAUUAUUAUAUAUUAUUAUUAUUAUUAUUUUAUUAUAUCAUUUCUACCAGAAGUAUAUUAUGCAUGUUUAUAUUAUUUAAAAAAAAAAAAAAAUACAACAUGUGUAUUUAUAACUUC
Aphidius gifuensis is the source of this 6908-nucleotide messenger RNA. RefSeq names its product myosin heavy chain, non-muscle-like (gene zip). Bases 548 to 6493 code for a protein of 1981 amino acids. The transcript is spliced from 8 exons. The record is from RefSeq and is a predicted model, not a curated record. Gene Ontology annotation, cellular component: myosin complex. Lineage: Eukaryota; Metazoa; Arthropoda; Insecta; Hymenoptera; Braconidae. Gene Ontology annotation, molecular function: actin filament binding; ATP binding; cytoskeletal motor activity.